AUACCAACAAAAUUAAAAAACAAAACAAAAAAUAAUUAAAAGAUAAUCGAGCACACUAAUACACAUAAACUAUCUAUAGAUCAAAACUUAAUUAAGAUAAAAAUCAGUAGUUGGGUUAGCUGAGCACAAACAACAGAUUUGAUGUUCCACUGCAAUUGUUUGCUAGCAAAUAAUAAAAGUACAUAGUUAAAUCAGCACUAAAAUUUAGCUACUAAUUAACUAGAAGCAAGUUCUAGGCGGUAGUUUAUGUAAAUAACGAGCACCUAAGAGGCAUAGCAAAUAGAAAAAAGUGACUACGUUUAAUUGCGCUAAAAUGUGAGUUUCAUAAGCAGUCAGCAAAUAAAAACAACAAUUAUGUCAUUAAAAUACAAAUAUAAAAUUUUGCGAAUUAUCGCAAAGUGAAAACAUAAAAUGGAAAUAAAUGCUAAACAAGACAAACAGUUGAACCGUCGACAAAUCUUCAUGGAAAUUAUAAAUUAAGGCACACAAAGUAUUACAGUAAUUCUGUGUGCUUAAAACGUUCGUUUCCAUUGGUCGAGCUAUAACCGUUAACUACAAAUAAACCAUUAUUAUCGAGCAAAUACACUUCGAAACAAAAGCUUGCUCUCGGCUGAAAUGCCAACAGAAAGCGAGGCGUCCAAAUGGAUUUUCGUAACGGUGAGAACAACAACAAAAGAACUAGCAAUCAGCAAAAACAUCGAACGCGGUUAAAGUGGCUGACGCUAAAUAAGUCAUAAAAGAAUUUCAAAUUCAUAAGGCAACCAUUAAGAGGACUCUUCGCCGAGUAGCAGACCGGCAAUGUAAACUGUUUAAUAAAGUGGAAAAUUUAUGAAGUGAGCAUAACGGUGGUUAUUAGUGAAGCCGUUAAUUGCAAGUAGCUAAGUAUAAAACAAUACCACCAAUAACAACAACAAUACAGUAGCCAAAGAACAUCUUCCGUUAGUAGAGAGGCAGAAGUGCAGCCAACGUCUAUGGAAAUCCCAUUGCAAAGACUUAGACCAACAUUGCAACAACAACGACAAAAACAACCACAACCAUACCGACUGCUGCUGAGGCAGUUAAAAUACACCAGCAAGCGACAGCAAUACAAAAAAUCACAACAACAACAAAAGCAAAAACUCCAACUAGAACAACAACGACAGUCUCAGCCACAGCCACAGCCAGAAGUAGAACCACAGCAGCCAACGAGCGCGAACUCACGCUGUAGCUGUAGUAGUUAUAAUGACGAAAUUAGUUAUAUGCCUUCUAUUUUUCGGACUAUUCGCCAUCCAAACGGUCGGCCACAUGAACAGUGACCCUGCGCCAGGUCGCUCGCCCGGACCACCUGCCGCCAAACGAAAUCUCGCCGCCACAGCUGCGCUGCCACCCGUUGUGCACAACGCGAGCGCGACAAAUGAUGCCGCCACCAACACAGUGACGGCACCCGCCCCCGCGUCCGCCACUCCUGCCGCAACAGCGACAAAAACCGUUGGCCGCAAUGCUCCAAACAACCAGGCGGGCAACGGGCAUUACGGCGCGCACUCGGUCGACCGCAAUUACGGCAAUAAUGGUAACAAUAACAAAGAUGGGAGCGCAGUUAAGCGGAGCAACAGCAAUAACGGCAAUACAAACACCAACACAAACAAUAACAACAACAACAACGAACAACAAUUAGUUUCCCGUGACACAGAGUUAACCAACACCGACGAGAUUAACAUCAAUUUGAGCAAAUUACCCUCGAGCAGUGAUGGCAUUGCGCCGGCGGUGGCGGCGGCGUCGGCAUCGGCAUCGGUGACGGUGUCCGAUUCCGCUUUAGGCCGCACCGACGAGCACUACACAUAUGAUAAUUUGGCGCAUAUGGCGUCGGCGCGUGUGCCAAAUAGCGGUGAGCUUUCGCGGCGUACUACCACAGGUGCCGCGGCCGCCGCCGAAGCGCUAAUUGCGCAGCAGACAAAAGCGAACACCAUCAGCAAUACGAGAAGCUGUCAUGAUGGCUUUAGUGACUUUCUCAACGAUGUGGUCGACGUGGAGGAGGAGGAGCAGUCGGAGACGAAUGGCGAGGAUGCUUUCGAUGAACGUGCACGAGUCGGCGGCCACAUGGGACAUCAUUUGUUUAUCGAUUUGCGGCUGGAACAUCAUGUCUUCGAAACGUCAGCGGUUGGCAUCAAUUGCGGUUUGAUGUAUCAAGUGCGUCUGCUGACAUACGCCAAGCCAUCAACGCCCAAGGCAGCCAGCCGUGCCACCAGAGCCGAUGCCGCACAAACGCAGCCAUUAGGCGGCUCCGCCUUUGUAGAAGCCACCACCGCGGAGAAUACGAGUACAAAAGCGAAAGUGAAUAGCCAGGAAGACAUGAGGGACGGCAGCAAUACGGCUAAUGCUGGCAAUGACAAUGACAGCGGCCCUGACGGUGGUGAUGGCAGCGGCAGCGGCAGUGGCAACGAGCUGCAUUACACGGGGGAAUUUUUCGUAGAAACACUUUCGACAUUAAGCGGUCGCGAACGUGGCAGUUUUGUUGAUCACCAUUCAGCAGCGGCGAGCAACAAGUUGCCAAUUUCAUGGUUCAGUUCACUUCAGCGCAACGGAGCCAACCAUAACGGCGAUGAUGCUGACGCUGGCGAUGAUGACAGUCGGGAUUUCGAGGCGGAAAAAAAUGAUUUCGACUCGGCUACAUCGGCAUCGGAUGAGGAGAAUUUCGCUUUCGGUCAUAAUUACGAUGCCAUUGGCAGUGGCCAUGGCCAUUUCCAGCAGCAGCAGCAACAACAACAGCAACAGAUGUUCGCCACCAAGUGGUUGCAACAAAGUUGGGAUAAGGCAACUAAUCGACGGUCACAGAAUAACAGCAGUCGGAACGCUAGAAAAAUGUGCCCGGAAAAUAAAUGGCAUGGUAGCGCGAAAAGUCAACAACAACAACAACAACAACAACAACAGCGUGGACAGCGUGACUCCAGCAGCACAGGUAGCAAUGAGUAUCAAGCACAUGGCGUACCCGGUGCGGGGAGUGGGAGCGGUGCGAAUGUGAGGGAUGAGCACAACGCAAACGGAAACGAAGUGCACACAGAGUCUUUGGGCUUCUGGAUGUUAAAUGAGCUAUGCGAACAGGAUGAUACCAUCGAAUUCAGAGUGUUUUUUCGUGCGACUUUUGAGAGUGACAGUGCUGGGGACGCAAGAAGUCGCAACAGCAACAAUAACAGCAACAUGAACAAUGCCAAUGGCAGUGGUUACAGUAGUAACGGCAGCAACAACAAUAAUAACAAUGGAAACAACAUUAAAGUCGACGCACAACAUGUGGUGUUCAAAAAAACUUUUAAAUUUCAACUACGCAAAGACUGCCAAUUGCUGUUGCGUGAAGUCACGAGAGGAAACUUGGACUACACAGCACUUCCAUUGUACAGCAUCGAUUGUACCGUACAUUUCCCUCCGUAUCGACUCUUUGAGACUGAACACAACCAGAACAACCCAACUGGGUCUGCGAGUGCCGCAAAUGGCGACAUCCCACCGGCCGGUAUACUCGUCGAGCUCCAACGACUGAAUGUGCCCUGCAACAGUGGCGGCUACAUACGCUUCAAUGAGCGGACGCGUUUGUGUGGCAAGCUGGAGGAGCUCAACGCCGCCGAUCGCAGCUAUCACUUCGAUGUGCGUAGCCACACCACAGUACACUUCCAUAAAAGUCCAAUGUUCAGCCUCAGCUACAAACUCGUCGACUACUGCUAUAAUAUAACGACAAGCAAUCAAACGGGUGAGUAUUACAUACGACCGAGUAUGCGUGAUGCGGUCGAGUGUUACUUUCGUAUACAUCUGCCGUAUGGCAAUCGCAUAAGUCUGACACUCGUGACGAACAACGAUAGCGCGAUACUACAGCCGAACGACGGCAUACAAUUGAAUGCUGCUGGCGAACAGGACAUGUUCAAUAUCUACACCACCGAGGGUAUACAAAUCGACACUCAGCGCAUAAAUUUGACACUACUGAGUAGCGGUAGCGGGAGUAGUAAAAAAAGUGGCGCUGCAACGUCGACGGUCUUUAGACGCGCCGAACCCAAAGCGGCGGCACGAACGCAAGCACAAGAGCAAAGCUCGUACACGCUACGUGCAUAUAAUGCAACACGUGAGCAUGUCAACAAGCGUUCCACUAGUUCAUUGGAUGGCUUCCUCAGAAUUAUGGAGAGCAAAAUCAAAGAGUUCAGCUUCGCUGCGAGCGGCAAGUCGCUGCAAGGAGCCAGUGACCUCUCUAACUGUGAUGGCGUUAUCGUUAAAAUAUUCGAAAGCGAUUCCGCACGUUGGUCUUACUGCAUAAACGAUACGAAUCGUAUGCAAGCCUUUCUUCUAACCUCAACUGGCAAUACACUCAACAUACAUCUCUUCAAGGCGACGCGUAUGAACUACAAGAACAACAAUAUGUUUAUGUCUGACACGAUGUCGGGUAUCGGUCAAAAUGCGCCCAUUACCUCACUGCCCACAGUUUAUCUGUCAUAUGCGGCGCAACCCAUUGCGGAGCUCGUUUCUAGCUGUGACUUCGGUUGGGUUGCCAUUCAACAGUUUUGCAUAAAUGCCAUUGAAAUGGCCAUGUCGUGGCCAGAUGCGGAGGAGCAUUGCGUAAACUUGGGCGGUCACUUGGCUUCCAUCCGUAAUGAGCAACAACAACAAGUCAUACAUGAAAUCCUUUUUCGUAGCCCCGGCUAUGAUGAUCAGAACGCCUAUUGGGUCGGCGGCUCGGAUAGCAGCUAUGAGGGAGACUUUCGCUGGAGCGACGGACUGCUAUUCCAGUACACAAACUGGUUUCCAGGAUGGACGGAACACAGUCAUUACAAUAAGCAGCCCAACGAUGAUGGUCUCAGCAGUCAAGAUUGCAUAGAGUUACGUCGUUUUUUUCGUACACCACCGGGUAUACAAGCCAAUCGAAGUCCAUUGACGGGCACUUUUAUGUGGAAUGAUCGUGAUUGCAGUGCAAAGAAUUUUCUCAUCUGUGAGCGGCCGAUGAGCGAUGAUUCCUUGAGACGAAGUUGGAUAAAUGACUGCAAUAAGACGGUCUCAUUGACCAAGGAACAUCCGCGCGCCUCCAUUUGGAGUCCGUCGUUUCCGCGACAAUAUCCCGACAAUGCGAAUUGUUUUAUAACAAUAACGGCACCAACGGGCUAUCGUGUUGUCAUCGAAUUCGAAGAGCUGGUGAUCGAGAACGAAGCGGGUUGUACCUAUGACUAUUUGGAAAUUACCGAACCAACGCACUACGAUAAUUUCAAAACUACAAAAUCUUCCAAAAACAAAAACAUGCUAAAUAUAAAUAAUAGUAGUAAAAGUAAUAUAAAUAUAAAUAAAACAUUUCGAAAGCGAAGUUCUUAUGAGAAACCUAGCCUUAGUUCAUCGUAUACUAUGCCUAUGUCUACAUCUACAUCUACAUAUACAUCUAGUAAUUCUAAUGCGAACGCUUAUUCUAAUACUUAUACAAAUUAUGCUAGUACGAAUGCUGUAAAUAAUAUAAAUACGAAUGUAAAUCCGAAUGCGAAUGCGAAUUUCAACACAAACACCAACAACAAUAACAACAACAAUUACUUGUAUUCGAAUAGUUAUAACAACUACAAUCUCGCGCAAACGAAUUAUCAAAAACUGCUGCACAUCUUCUCGAGUCUCUACCGACCGCACACGAAUUACCUAAUACAGACACCCGACUAUCCACAUGGCAAUCCCAACUAUCCAACGAAUCAUCACAAUCGUUUGCGUUCGGAUGCAAAUGCGGAAACGAACGCUUUGCCGAAGCGCCUGUGCGGCGAUUGGAGUUCCAAACUGAAGCUGCUGCGUCACGUCUCCACCGGCUCCUAUUUGGGCUUGCAUUUCGUCUCCGACUACUCGCAUCAUUUUGGCGGCUUUAAGGCAAAGACUUAUAUGGAGAAUAGAAGUUAUACGUUCCGUGCUGCCUCCGAGUGCGCCAACGAACGUCUGAAAUACUACAAUGGUUCCUGUUAUCUCUUCAUUUCCUAUCCCGAAGUGGACUGGUGGACGGCGCAGCAAGUGUGUCGUGGCAUGGGCGCACAACUGUCGUCGGUCUCGUCUUCGGAUGAGCACAGAUUUAUUACAUCAAACAUACGAAACCAAAUAGACUAUUCGCCGCAGCUGAUUUAUUGGCUGGGUGCCGAGCUGGAGAAAAGCGGUCAAUUCGAGUGGACCGAUGACACCAGAAUGAGUUUUCAGGGCUGGUUACCAGGUCAGGGUCAAUUCGAAGAACUGCCUACAGACGCCAUCUGUUUGGGUCUGCAAUGGAAGAUGUCGCCAACGCCAAUGCUGCCAUCGGGUCUUUAUUGGCAAUCACAAAAAUGCAGCAAAGUCGGCGGCUAUGUGUGUAAAAAACCGAAGGAUUCAUUUGGCACAUUUUCCGCCAACAAUUUAACUAUAACCGGUGCUGAAGGCAGACUUGUGUCACCAGCCUACCCCAGCACCUAUCCAACAAAUCUGGAUUAUUGGGUGCACAUCAAAACACCGGAACGCACCCGCAUAAUACUACAGUUCCAGAAAAUUGAUCUCGAGCCACAGGAUGAGUGUCUCUACGAUUACGUUAGCAUACAAGACUACGAAUUAGUCUCGCACAUAACAUUGGAGCCCGGCAGCAAUCCACUACCAAUGGCCAUGCUAACGUCGGACGAAGAACUGACAUCCACGGACAAUGAAGUGAGCAUAGGCGACUUCGACACAAAGUAUAGUCAAAGACCUAAACGUAGUAUAAGAAGAAAAAAGCGUUGGAGCUACCAAACUACUACCAACACUGCCAGCAAUGAAUAUACAAAACGAGCACAUACGAAGAAAUAUGAGAGUGGCAAAAGAACGCACAAGGGUAGUCCGCAUUUUAGUAGUGAAUUGCUGACGCGAGCAAUACAAACCAGCAAUAGUUGGUUGAACACGGCGAGUGGCAGCGUAACAAAAUAUCAAAAUCCCAAACAUCGUCGGCGAAAAGCGAAAAUGGCGCGACGCAAACGUAACAGUAUUUUAGAGGAUAGUGAACCAUUAAUGAUACCACUACCUGUAGAUAAUGCACAAUCAUUCCUGCCAUAUGUACGCUGGUGCGGCACACACACCUCCAACAUGUCGAAAUUCGACUUUGUCUCCAGCUCCAAUGAGGCCAUGCUGAAUUUCCAUAGCGAUUAUUCGGUCAAUGGCAUCGGUUUUGCGGCCACCUGGAAAGCAAUCGAUGUUUCCGGCUGUCCGCUGCAGACGCUCACGUCGCGCGAGGGCACUGUCUUCAGUCCCAAUUAUCCACAUUUUUUACUCAACAACUUGAAUUGUGCUUAUGUGAUACAAGCGCCGGCGGGCAGACGGGUCUGGCUGGAAUUUAAUGAGUUCGAUUUGAAAGUGGAUGCAAUAUUGGAGGUGGAUAUUGGUAGUGGCCUGCUACGGCCGUUUCAUACCAGAGAACUGCUGAGCGAGGGCAUAUUCGUGAGCGAACGUGAACAGUUACGUAUACAGUUUCGCACGGGACAACAUCCGCGCGGCAAAGGCUUCCAAGCUGUCUAUCGCACAGUGGCACCGCUGGAACGUCGUGAGCGCAUCAUCAGCUUGCAACUCAAUUCAAGCGGUUACCUUUAUCAACUGAAUUAUCCACAUCCGAUGCCGGAAAAUGUGGACUUCACUCAUCAUUUGGUUGCACCUUUCGGUCAGAAUAUCAUGUUGGAAUUGCACGGCGUUGAGUUCAGCGAUAAUGGCGGUUGUCCAGAUGGCAGUCUUCUGGAGGUCUUUGACAACUACGCCGAUAAUAAUGGCACAAACUGGCAGCUGUGCAAAUACCUACCACCUACAACGCUUCCACACACUGGUCCACCGAAGCAUCCAGCAGAGCGACCGAAUGCAGCCUACGAUUAUUUGCCACCGCAGGAUAUCUUUUACAGUCGCAGCCAUUCGAUGUUACCACCAACUAAAACGAGCAGCAGACUACAGUUCAGGACAGUUGCGACCGCAGCGCCACCAGUGUACAUAACCUCAUAUCUGAAUACGCUGCACAUACGUCAACGCACAGGCCAGCACUCCAAUGCGCUGCUGAAUGGCACCGUCAGCAUACAGUGGGAUAAUACCUACAAAAUGAAAUUGACUGCCGGCGAGAAAACCGUCGAGUCAUGCCAACCGAAUCCCUGUCAGUUCAAUGGCAAAUGUGUAAACAAUAACGGUUCGAACUAUUGUCAAUGUCAGGGCCACUAUACCGGCAGAUUUUGCGGCUUAAAUAUUUGUGAGUUGGAGCCAUGCGUCUUUGGCAAAUGCGAACUGACUACUAAUAGCUUUAAGUGUCAAUGCCAGCCGGGUUAUAUGGGCCACACAUGCGAGCUAAAGCAACGACCUUGCGCUGAGAAUCCUUGUGAAGGUCGUGGCGCUUGCUUUGAACGAAAUGGCGGCUACUUUUGUCGCUGUCAUGCCUGGUGGGAAGGCGCGCGUUGUGAGCGUCGAAUGCUGCACAUACCUUAUAAACCGUUAUCGGAACGCAUGCUACAAGAACCAUUUUGGUUAGGUUUAAUAACAGUGUUUGUUGUACUGGCUGUCAUCGGUUUGGUUUGGUGUGCCAAACGGCAUUUUCCAGAGAAAAUCGAAAAGCUACUCGCUGAAGAAGCGGAUCGAAAUCGACCACCUGGUUCCAUACAUGGACAUCAUCAUCACACAUCAUUACGCGAGCAAUUGCAAUUUACAACUGCCAUACCACAGUCAACCGGCAAUAUAGCACCGGGCACACAGCGUUCCAUAUUCAACAGAUUGGGUAUCAGAAAACCGUCACUUUUGAGCCUCAGCAGCCCCAAUCCAAUACCCGGAGGGGGAGGGGCAGCAGCGCGUACAUUUUCACUUGACGAUCUAUUACGACCGCCUCCCCGACGUUCGCCGUCACCACGCAAGAAGCGCAACAACUCAACGCCGGUGAAGAAAAAUGCUGCUGAAAAGAAACAAAUUUUACAACAACUAGUCUCGCCGGCAACGAAUGUGGACAAGCCGAAAGUAAGUCUCGGCGAGCUCAUCAACAUGACGGAGAAUCGUCUGCGCGCUUCGGCCAGUAAUGUUGACUCCGAGAGCGAUGUUAAAGAGACCACAUUCUCCGAGAAUUCUGGCUCACUGACCUCGACCAAUGUAGCAAAUGUUGCACGCACAAUCGCCGAUCCGAAACUCGAGAAGAAGGUGACAUUCGCGCGACUGCUAAAUAAAGUGUCCGCCGAAAUGAGCUCUGGUUCGGAUAUGGAUAUUGGACACAUGACGAACACACGGAACUCGAGUGCCCUCAGCCUGCCAACUGAUUUACAGUUUCGCGCCAGCUCAGUGCCUCCGUCACCGUGCACAAACGAUAUACGUUCACCGCACAGCACCUCAUCGAAUCAGGGUAGCGACUCACUAUCCAGUUCCGACUUAGCACUUACCGAUUUCGGUUUGCGUUCGAUGCAGACCAGCGGCAGUGAGAUCGGUGGCACAAAUCACAAUACCCAUUUGCCGCUCGGUAUUGCCGCGGGCUUAGGCGGACCAACACGUAGUCGUAUCGGCACAAUUGCACGCCCGAAAGUCUCCAGUGCCGACUCCAUUUUAGCUAUGUUCCGUAAUCUUGCUUCCUCCUCAUCAAAUGCCAAUGCCAAUGCAAUAACAACUGCCUCAAAUACCACCACAAACACAGCUAACAUAACGCAUAGCGCAUCUGUAUAUGUAUCACCAUCAACAACCCCAACCGCUUCUAGUCCACAAGAUGAUGCACCCGGUGAUGACGAGUCAUCCACCUCGUCUAUGCAUACGCCGGUUAGUUUUUCGAGUGGUCCACCCGAUUCGCCCGUAUUCUAUCGUCAAACUACGAUUGAGGUGCCCGUCCUCGAUGUUCUUAAUGCGCACAAAUCUUCGUCGACACCAUCGUCAUCGAACUCGUCAUCGUCUACGAACUUAUUGCACCCACCGACCAUACUGCUCGAGAUACCAAGCAAUGGUAUUAAUAAUAAGUGUCUGUCGCCAAUACGUGAGAUGCCUACACCAAUGCCGUCGCCCGCGCUCACGCCGAUUAUGCCACGGCCGCAACGUUCAAACAGCCCGAUUUUCCAGGAAGAUCCACUGUCGACCUGCGAUUACAGCGAUGAUGAGCAGAAGAGCAUACGCAGUGAUUGCAGCGAUGAGCAAAUGUCGGAGAAGAUUGUACUGGAUCUGCAUACGGGUAAAACGCAUGUCAUUAUUGAUAGUGAUGUGGAGACGACACCCACUGACACCGCAACCACCUCCAUGGCAGGUCAGAAUCGUGGAGCGGAUUUACUUAAUAAACUACCGCUCUUGAGAUUCUCACCACCCACGCCGACAGCAAGCGGUCUCCAGGCAACUAACCCCGUUCCGAAGGCUGGGGUAGUGGCAUUGAAGCCACCAGCGAUUGUCAUCGAUGUGGAACCACCAACACCGGAGGAGAAAACACCGCGACCACGUGAUCUCAUCAUACCAACAUUGACCGUGGAGCAUCCGAGUCCAACGAGAAAUCGUCACCCGAUGAUCAUAUUCCCGGGAUCACCGCCACCGCAACGAGCCAGCAUAGGUGAAACCAGUUUUAUGUUUCCAAAUAAGCAACAACAAAAAAGGCUCUUAAAACAAUUUGAAAAACCGAACUCGCUAGAAUUUCCCUUUGUGCCGCCAAUGAUUACCGUCACUUCCAAUAUGAGUGAACUGGAAUCGGAUGCCGAGCCAAUGUCACCAGCCACGAAAACCGGCAAUCCAGGCGGGUUGAUGCCACCAAACCCCGUUGGUAUGUGCUACCUGAGUCCAUUUACGAUGUGCAGCCGUGCCGAUCGCACCAUCUCUGAAAGCAAUCUCAGCUCUUCCGGCUAUUCGAGCAUGGCGAGCCCCGGUCCGAGUCGCUGCGGCUCCAGUAAUCCAUUAUGUCCUGGCGAAAUGGAUGAACCAGGCAGCGGACAUUCCGGUGGUGGUCUUUCGCUGCAUGUAAACCUUUUGAAUAGGCGAAAAAACUCCGCUUUAGCCAGCUGUAAAGAGAAUAUAACGAAUGGUAAAGGUGCAGGCGCUGAAAGUGGCGCGACAGGCAGCAGUACUGAUCAUUUGCAUAGACCACGGUCCGAUUCGGAGACGUUCUCGGAUGAAAUCAUAUUGGAGUCGAAUGACGAAGGUAUUGGCACCGAUCACGUUGACGAGAAAAUGGAUGAUUGCCGCUUGAGCAGCAAUCGCUUCAAAACUCUCGGUGCCUACAUGGCCGAGCACGUGCUAAUCGAGGUAGACGAACCGCAACAAGCGGCAAAUACCAGCACCAUCAGCAGCACGAGUGCCAGCAAUCAAAUGGCACAACUACAACUGCCUUCUAUUGUGAUACAAAUUGAUGGUAACGAAAAGGGUCUGUCACCGGUGUCGUCGCGUUCGGAAAGUCCGCUGAGUGAACGCGCCAGUAUGGGACGCUUUUCGCCACAUUUUUAUGGACGUAAAGAUCAAUUACCCUUCACCGAUUCAGAUGGCCUCUAUGACUUCCCAUCGUCGGAUGGUAAAGGUGGCUCAUUCACACAUCAGCGCCGCAGCAGCAGUAAAAAACGCGAACGCAAAUCAUCGAAAUGUUCAGCCACACAAUCGCCGACAAAGCAACAACUUGAUAUACCGAGCAAGGAGUCGUUGACUGCGACCACCACGCCGAGCAGUAGUACGCAUACAUGUAGUAAGCAUUGUCUUUCGCAUCAUCACCCCUGUCCAGCUUCGGCAGUUACUACACGUAAGAGUCCAAAGAGACGACUCAAUAGCAGACCACCAGUGGCGAGCAGCUCCUCCUCAUCAGAGAGUCUAGUUUCACCCAAAGAGUUGGCUCUGUCACGACCUCUGCCGCGACGUCUCAAUUCUCCGAAUCGUGAGAAGCGUCCACGAAAACAGGAGAGCCUCAGCGAAGAAGAGGUGGCCGAUGCUUUAUUGCGCCGUAUAUCACCCAGCAUUGUAAAGGAAGAUACCGAAACUGUUAAGCCGAAAUGUAAAAUAAAUCGUUUGCGUGCGAUCGGAAAUCAAAUAAGAUUUCUGCGUCGCUUGAAAAAGUCUAUAAAAACACGUGAGCGUCUAGCCUCACCAUCGGAUAGUUGUCCCGAAGAGAAUACCGACGAUAUGGACUCGCCACAGGCCACAUCGCCGCUGCUACAACCGGCAUCGCCCAGCAAAACGCGCAUAGCGUUGUGUCGGCAAAAGCGCUUGCCUAGCGGUACUUAUGGCAUCACAGCGGCUGCACUCAACUCCAGCAACUGGAAGGGCAUGGAUCGCAGUCUCAUCGGCGAUGAUCUAAAUAGUGAUUAGAGCCAAGCCGCCGUAAUGAAGGCGGGCACGAGUUGGUUGUGUUUGUCUCGCACACCUCUAAGGGGCGAAGCGUAAGGCUGAAAUUUACGAAUAUUACGUAAUAUUUAAAUGUGUAUACACAGUGUUUACAACCAAUAUGCAUUAAUAGCGUCAAGUGUAGUUGUAUAGGUUGUAGCUUAUAAAGAAUUUAGUAAUACGGAAUAUAAUAGUGCUUAGUUAAGUAAGUGUAGGUGUUUAAGUUAGUUAAAUAUGGAAUUGAUUUUUUGUGAAUGUAAAGCAGUGGUAAGCACACAGUUAGAUAUAUGUAUAUGUAGUAUAUAUACAUAUAGGAUAUCUACACAUGCAUACAUGUUUAAGUAGCAAAUAUGCAUAAGUAAUUGUGCCCCGUACUCAGCGCCACACACACAUACACAUGCGUACAGCUGCAGCUGUGAAUUUGAGUAUAUGAAGUAUAUAUUUGCUAUACUCGUACUCAAAUGCUGUAUAGUGCGCCCUUACCGAUAAUAGUCACGCCUAAAUCCACUUGUAUGUAUGUACAGUUGUAUCCGAAGCAAUAGCAUUGCAAAAGCAUUCUAAAUUCCACUUGCGCCACACGAAGUUCUUCAAAGCAAAAAUUAAAGUGGAUAUUGCAUUGUAUCGAGCACACGAUGCAUACAUAUGUACAUUUAGUAUUUAUAUAUAUAUAUAGUUAGUAUACUCGAGUAUAAGUAUAUAAUGUAGAAUAAUUACUUAACUUAAACAUUAAAUUAGAUAUAAUAGGUGAAAUGUGCUCAACAAUUUGCGCUGUGUUAAUUUUGUUUGAUGAUAAACUAACACAAAAACAACAAAUUAGAUAAAAAAAAAACAAAACAACACAAAACUGUUAUGCCUUGUAUGGGCAUAGAAAAAAUUAGUCAAAUAAAUGGAUUCGUUAAUUAUUGAACGAA
Messenger RNA from Bactrocera tryoni, 13139 nucleotides. RefSeq lists its product as uncharacterized. The transcript has 29 exons. Lineage: Eukaryota; Metazoa; Arthropoda; Insecta; Diptera; Tephritidae. Bases 1222 to 12213 code for a protein of 3663 amino acids. Gene Ontology annotation, molecular function: serine-type endopeptidase activity; calcium ion binding. The record is from RefSeq and is a predicted model, not a curated record.